Messenger RNA from Trifolium pratense (red clover), 2615 nucleotides. RefSeq names its product subtilisin-like protease SBT3. NCBI's taxonomy places the organism in Eukaryota, Viridiplantae, Streptophyta, Magnoliopsida, Fabales, Fabaceae. The transcript has 3 exons. Gene Ontology annotation, molecular function: serine-type endopeptidase activity. The record is from RefSeq and is a predicted model, not a curated record. The coding region runs from base 110 to 2434 and encodes 774 amino acids. Gene Ontology annotation, biological process: proteolysis.
CAUUGCCACAUACAAUGUUGAACUAAUUAAGCAAGUCUUUCUAUUUAAACCCCAACAGUUUCAACAUAUUUGUACACCAUACACAUUCCAAACAAACAACUACUUCACCAUGGCUACACACAUUCAUCACUAUCUACUAUGCUCCUUUAUCAUAAUCCUUCACCUUGUUUCUUCUACAUUGGGUGAUCAAAACUCCAACAAUUAUAUCAUUCACAUGAAUUUAUCAACUAUGCCCAAACCUUUCUCAAGCCAACAAAGUUGGUACUUAGCCACCCUUUCCUCACUACUUGACAUUACUUCUAAUAAUCAAGUAACAAUAAAUAACGACCAAUUGAACUACAUUUCUUCUUCAAAAAAACUUACAUAUACCUACACUAAUGUCAUGAAUGGUUUCAGUGCAAGUUUGUCUCCUUUGGAGCUUGAAGCUCUAAAAACAACUGUCGGAUAUAUUUCAUCCAUAAGAGAUUUACCUAUCAAACCAGACACAACCCACUCUCCUCAAUUCAUUGGCCUCAAUCCUGUUUCAGGAACAUGGCCUAGAACACAAUACGGAAAAAAUGUAAUAAUUGGUAUGAUAGACAGUGGAAUUUGGCCAGAAAGUGAAAGCUUUAAAGAUGAUGACAUGCCUAACAUCCCUUCACGAUGGAAAGGCCGAUGUGAAAAUGGUACUCAAUUUGAUCCGUCAUUGUGUAACAAAAAACUCAUAGGAGCUCGAUUCUUCAACAAAGGAUUGCUAGCAAAUAAUCCUAAUAUAAGAAUAACCAUGAACUCCACACGUGACAUAGACGGUCAUGGCACUCACACAUCAACCACUGCUGCGGGAAGUAAAGUUGAGGGUGCAUCCUACUUCGGAUAUGCCUCCGGAUCAGCCAUAGGCAUUGCUCCACAUGCUCAUGUGUCCAUGUAUAAGGUAUUGUGGAAAGAAGGAGCAUAUGUAUCUGAUACAAUAGCUGCAAUUGAUAGUGCAAUAGAAGAUGGUGUAGAUGUUCUUUCAUUAUCAUUGGGUUUUGAUGAGGCACCUUUGUAUGAAGACCCUAUAGCUAUAGCCACAUUUGCAGCUAUGGAGAAAAACAUUUUUGUAUCUACAUCUGCAGGGAACAGAGGGCCAGUGCUUGAAACUCUGCACAACGGAACACCGUGGGUAAUAACUGUGGCUGCUGGCACAUUAGACCGUGAAUUUCAUGGCGAUUUAACACUUGGUAAUGGAUCCAUAGUCACUGGCUUGUCUCUCUAUCCAGGGAACGUUUCUUCAGAAAAGGUUCCAAUGGUUUUCCUGAGCUCAUGUGAUAAUUUGAAGGAACUCAUCAAAGCUAGAAACAAGAUUGUGGUAUGCGAAGACAAGAAUCGAACACUCGGUACUCAAGUGGAUAACUUGGACAGUGUAAAAGUUGUUGGAGGUGUUUUCAUAUUGAAUAGUAAUGAUGAUGUAACAUAUUACAUUCAAACUAAGUUUCCAUCUAUUUUUUUGAAUCCAAUGAAUGGAGAACUAGUCAAGGAUUACAUCAAAUGCAACUAUAGUAAUCCAAAAGCAAGCAUGACAUUUAAGAAAACUGUUUUAGGUACAAAGCCAGCACCAAUUGUGGAUAGUUAUAGUUCUAGAGGACCAUCACAUAGUUGUCCAUUUGUGUUAAAACCAGACAUCACAGCACCAGGAACACUAAUCUUAGCUUCAUGGCCUCAAAAUGUUCCAGCAACAGAAUUGCAAUUCCAAAACAAUCUCUUCAGCAACUUCAACUUGUUAAGUGGAACAUCAAUGUCAUGUCCACAUAUUGCAGGUGUAGCAGCACUUUUAAAGGAAGCACACCCUUGUUGGAGCCCUGCAGCCAUUAGAUCAGCAAUUAUGACAACCUCGGAUAUAUUAGACAACACAAAAGAACUCAUCAAAGACAUUGGUAAUGAUUACAAACAAGCUUCACCUCUAGCAUUGGGAACUGGUCAUGUUAACCCCAAUAGAGCACUUGAUCCUGGACUUGUUUAUGAUGCAGGAAAACAAGACUAUGUGAAUCUUUUAUGUGCAUUAAAUUUCACUCAAAAGAACAUCAUGGCUAUCACAAGAUCCUUUUCUAACAAUUGCUCUAAACCUUCUCUAGACCUUAAUUACCCAUCUUUUAUUGCAUUUUUCAAUGAUGAUAGUGUUGAGACAAAGAUAGUAAUUACACAAGAAUUUGAAAGAGUAGUAACCAAUGUUGGGGAGGAAUCAACUAUCUAUGUAGCUAACAUUACACCAAUUGAAGGGUUCCACGUUAGUGUUAUCCCAAACAAGUUGGUGUUUAAGAAGAAAAAUGAAAAGGUGGCAUACAAGUUGAGAAUAGAAGGUCCCAAAAUGGAGAAAAAUAAAGUAGUUUUUGGGUAUCUUACUUGGACAGACUCAAAGCACGUUGUUAGGAGUCCCAUUGUUGUGACAAGUCUCAGCUCAGAACUAACACCCCCAUAAAGUGUUUCCGUUCAGGAUUAUCAACAGCACCACCAGAAUAACACAGUUACAUAUCUCCCACAUUAAUUUUAGAUCGGGCGGUUUAUAUUAUACUAAUAAUUUCACACAAUUAAAUGAUCUUGUCCGCUAAUUUAAAUUCAAAAGUUGUAAUAGAAAAAUUUGGUAGUAAUUACUUUUUAUA